This is a messenger RNA of Candoia aspera, 1493 nucleotides long. It is a transcript of the gene RHAG, whose product is annotated as Rh associated glycoprotein. NCBI's taxonomy places the organism in Eukaryota, Metazoa, Chordata, Lepidosauria, Squamata, Candoiidae. Gene Ontology annotation, molecular function: ammonium channel activity. Gene Ontology annotation, biological process: ammonium transmembrane transport; ammonium homeostasis. The transcript has 11 exons. Bases 250 to 1368 code for a protein of 372 amino acids. Gene Ontology annotation, cellular component: plasma membrane. The record is from RefSeq and is a predicted model, not a curated record.
UGGUUGUUAUCUCCUCUUCCAUCACAAAGUGGAAAACAUUUAAUUUUGAGGCAAUGCAAGAAAAUACUGGUGGAGGUUGCAUUUGCUGCAGGAUGGGGAAGAGUUGAGGACGUCUUGCAUUCCUACUAUCCAGAAAGGGUGAUCAUUAUCAUUUUAUUUGGAAUAUUUGUAAGAUAUAGUGCAGGGGACAGCUUGAGCAAACCAUCCACUGGUCUGGAGUUAUACCCAAUCUUUCAGGAUGUUCAUGUGAUGAUAUUUAUUGGGUUUGGUUUCCUGAUGACCUUCCUGAAAAAAUAUGGCUUCAGCAGUGUUGGCAUCAACUUGCUCAUUGCUGCCUUGGGCAUCCAGUGGGGCAUCCUCCUACAAGGAUUUUGGCACAUGCAAUCAAAUACUAUCCCUAAUGCCAUUGAAAGUAUGAUAAAUGCAGACUUUAGCACAGCAGCUGUCCUGAUCUCAUUUGGAGCUGUCCUGGGGAAAACAAGUCCAGUUCAGAUGCUGAUUUUGACCAUUUUUGAAAUCACUGUCUUUGUAUGCAAUGAACAUCUUGUGGUGAAUGUGCUAAAGGCCACGGAUACUGGGGCAUCCAUGACCAUUCAUGCUUUCGGAGCUUAUUUUGGUUUGGCUGUAGCCAGAAUGCUCUACCGACCAGGCCUGAAAAAGGGACAUGUCAAAGAAGGUUCUGUUUACCAUUCAGACUUAUUUGCUAUGAUUGGUACUCUUUUCCUUUGGCUCUUUUGGCCCAGUUUUAACUCGGCCAUUGCGAAAUCAGGAGAGGACCAGCAGAGGGCAAUCAUGAACACAUAUUUCUCUUUGGCAGCAUGCACCCUCACCACAUUUGCUUUCUCUAUUCUGGUUGAACACCGAGGCAAACUGGACAUGGUACACAUUCAAAAUGCUACCUUGGCAGGCGGUGUUGCUGUGGGGUCAUGUGCUGACCUGAACAUCUUGCCCUUUGGGGCUAUGUUAAUUGGUAGCAUAGCAGGAAUCAUCUCAGUUAUUGGAUACAAAUACUUAACUCCAUUUCUGGCCUCCAACUUGAAAAUUCAAGACACCUGCGGUGUCCAUAAUCUACAUGGCUUACCUGGACUAUUGGGAGGCAUUGCAAGUAUCAUUGCAGCUGCUGUGCAGGUUAACAGCACAAUAUCUGUUGGGAUGCAGGCUGCUGCUCUAGGCUGCUCUGUUGCAAUUGCUCUGGUAGGAGGAGCAUUCACAGGAUUACUUCUCAAUUUGCCUUUCCUGGGACAGCCACCUGAUCAGAACUGCUAUGAUGACUCCGUAUAUUGGGAGAUUCCCACUGAUAGAGAAGCACUUCUGGAAAGCAAUAUGCAUUAUGAAGAAGAUCCCAGCAAACUCAACGUAGAAGCAUAGAAAGAGUUAUACGCAUGCACUUUUUUUCCACAUGAUGUUUUCAAUUCCUGAUUAAAUAUCCAUCACAUCUAUUGUUUUUUUGUACCUAUUUCUAUUUUGCUGAAAAAUAAAGCCAGAACAAAUUC